Cryptomeria japonica (Japanese cedar) is the source of this 573-nucleotide messenger RNA. RefSeq lists its product as uncharacterized. The record is from RefSeq and is a predicted model, not a curated record. Bases 1 to 573 code for a protein of 190 amino acids. Lineage: Eukaryota; Viridiplantae; Streptophyta; Pinopsida; Cupressales; Cupressaceae. The transcript has a single exon.
AUGGCUUUGUAUGGGUAUGAUGCACCCAACUGUCUGGACUUGUUGUUGAGUGACAGUAGAGUGCCGAGGGAUCUUUUUCAGCAGAGUCAGGACAUUGUGAGAUCAUUGAAGGAAAACAUACAGAAGGCAGGAAACCAACAAAAACAAAAUGCGGACCAGAAGCGAGUUGAGCGAUCAUUCGAUUUAGGUGACAUGGUGUAUUUGAUGUUGCAGUCAUACAGGCAGUCCACACUUAAGAAGAGUGGUGCGGAGAAGCUCAAGCGGCAUUAUUAUGGGCCAUUCAGGAUUGUCAGGCGAGUUGGAGAGGUGGCCUAUGAGCUAGAGUUGCCGACAGAUGCAAAUGUGCAUAAUGUUUUUCAUUUGUCAUGCCUUAAAAAGGCGAUAGGACACCCUGUUAUACCUUCCACAGUGCUACCUCCUCUUGAUGAAGAGGGGAAACUGAUAUUAGUACUUGAGGCCAUCAUUGAUUCCAGGGAGCGUAGAUUGAGGAACAGAGUCAUCAGGGAAAAUUUGGUGAAGUGGAAAGAUUUGCCGGUUGAGGAUGCUACAUUGGAGAGAGAUGACAUUUUGUAG